UCUGGUCAACUGGGUGAUGGUGAGAAGAGACUGUUGCGACUUGCUGGUGUGACGAGUAAAUCAGCAACCACCCGCCCGGCCCAACUCGAUCGAAAAUUGCAGAGUCUUUCACCGUCCAUUAUGGAGGGGCACACUAAGGCCAGCUCCAACGAACCUAUACAUGUGAUAAUCAUCGGUGCCGGUCUCGCAGGUCUGGCAACGGCUCUCUCAACGAAACUUGAGACUCCCUCCCACCGUGUGACGAUCCUCGAGGCAGUCAAAGAACUGCAGGAAGUCGGUGCCGGCCUUCAACUCACCCCGAACGCGACACGCCUCCUCGAAGCCUGGGGUCUAAACCCGGCACUCGCUACCUUGGCGACCGUUCCCUCCACCCUCUCUGUCCACCGUUACGACGGUACUCGCCUCCUCGCCCACGAAUCGCAUCUCCAAGAGACGGUCCAAUCUCGGUAUGGCCAUCCCUUCUGGGGCCUCCACCGCGUCGAGCUUCAGCGCGCCCUGGUCGACCGCUGCACCGCCCUUGGCGUCGAGAUCCGCCUCUCCUCGCGCGUUCGCUCUGUGGACUUUGCCAGUGCAACCGUGACCCUGGACCCAACUUCCAAUUCAUCGUCGUCAUCUCCUACUGUCUCCGGUGAUGUAGUCGUCUGCGCCGACGGAAUGUGGUCCACGACCCGCGCCCAGUUCCUCGAACGACCCUCGCCCCCAGCCCUGACCGGUGACCUCGCCUUCCGUAUCGCGAUCCCAAUCGACUCCCUCAAGGGCCCCCACAAAGCCGAGCUCGAGGCAUUCAUAAAAUCCGAGACUGUAAACUUCUGGAUCGGCCCGCAGGGUCACGGCGUCUCCUACACCGUCAAACAAGGCCGCAUGCUCAACCUUGGCCUGCUCUCGCCAGACAACCUACCCGAAGGCUCGACAAAAGUCCUCGGCGACGUCGAGGAAAUGCGCCGCCUCUUCUCCAGCUGGGAUCCUCUGCUCCGCAAGCUCCUCGACCAGGUCGACAGCGUCCACAAGUGGAAGCUCUGCUGGAUCGAACCCCUGGACCAGUGGGCGAACCGCGAGGGAACCUUCUUUAUGGCCGGAGACUGCUGCCACCCUAUGCUCCCCUACCUCGCACAGGGCGCAAACUCCUCGCUCGAAGACGGCGCCGUGCUGGGUCACCUGCUCGGCAAGAUCCGUGGCGGCCGCGAGACCGAGACUGAAGGGUCGAGCUCCCAGCUCGCUGCGGCGGCGGCCAUGUACCAGCGCCUGCGCAUGACGCGAGGCCAGCGCAUCGUCAUGGAGUCCUUUGCGCAACGCGAUGACUUUCACAUGCCAGACGGCCCUGAGCAGGAGCGCCGCGACGAGAUCAUGAUGGCAUCGUUGGGUCAUGGGAAGGAGCCGCAGCCGGGGUUCCCUUCGCGGUGGACGUGUCCUGAUAUCCAAGGGUUUCUGUACUCGUACGAUGCGUACGCGGAAGCGGAGAAGGCAUACAGUCAAAACCCGUUUUGA
Messenger RNA from Colletotrichum orchidophilum, 1485 nucleotides. Its product is annotated as FAD dependent oxidoreductase. The annotation marks the transcript as partial. Gene Ontology annotation, molecular function: monooxygenase activity; FAD binding. Gene Ontology annotation, biological process: secondary metabolite biosynthetic process. Lineage: Eukaryota; Fungi; Ascomycota; Sordariomycetes; Glomerellales; Glomerellaceae. The record is from RefSeq and is a predicted model, not a curated record. The transcript is spliced from 2 exons.